This is a messenger RNA of Fusarium keratoplasticum, 1416 nucleotides long. Its product is annotated as Aa-trans domain-containing protein. The record is from RefSeq and is a predicted model, not a curated record. The transcript is spliced from 5 exons. Gene Ontology annotation, biological process: amino acid transmembrane transport. Gene Ontology annotation, cellular component: vacuolar membrane. The coding region runs from base 1 to 1416 and encodes 471 amino acids. NCBI's taxonomy places the organism in Eukaryota, Fungi, Ascomycota, Sordariomycetes, Hypocreales, Nectriaceae. Gene Ontology annotation, molecular function: amino acid transmembrane transporter activity.
AUGGAUUCAUCCAAGAUGGAAAAAAGCCAAUACGAUCUCGAGGCUCCCACGCCUCUGGCGGCCACGGUCUCGCAAGUUGGAGAGGUCACCAAAGAGCAGCAGGUCGAUGCUGUUUUCGGCGCAGUCACAGACAAUGGACCAAAUUACCGUGCGCUGGGAUGGAUCGGAACCGUCGCUCUUAUGCUCAAGACCCAGAUCGGCCUCGGCGUUCUCUCGCUUCCCCACGCUUUUCACACGCUAGGGAUGAUCCCCGGAGCCAUUCUCCUCUGCGCCGUGGCGGGUAUCGCUAUCUGGACUAGCUACAUUGUCGGCGUCUUUAAGCUUAACCAUCGCGACGUCUAUAGCAUCGACGAUGCUGGGUAUUUGAUGUUCGGAAGGAUCGGACGCGAGCUCUUUGCCAUCGCAUUCUGCCUAUACUGGAUUUUUGUGGCAGGAUCAGGAAUGCUCGGUAUCUCGAUCGGACUCAACGCUAUAUCAGUCCAUGGAACUUGCACCGCUGUGUUUGUUGCCGUGGCUGCCAUUUCCGGCUUCCUCCUCGCGAGUAUCCGGACCCUCGGCCGUAUUAGCUGGUUGGCCUGGGUUGGAUUGGCCUUUAUUCUUUGUUCAGUCUUCGUCGUCACAAUCAGUGUCGGUAUUCAGGAUCGUCCCGCUGAGGCGCCUCAGACAGGCCCCUGGGAAUCAGACUGGCAGCUCAUCGGCCAUCCCACCUUUUCCCAGGGAGUUGCAGCCGUAUCGACACUCAUCUUCGCAUGCUCGGCCACAUCUGCAUACUUCGCUAUCGUGUGCGAGAUGCGGGAUCCUCGCGACUUCUCUCGAUCCGUUAUCACCGCCCAGGUCAUCUCCACUAUUGUCUACCUGAUCGUUGCCGUUGUUGUGUACUACUUCUGCGGCUCUGCUGUUGCCUCCCCAGCGCUCGGAUCCGCUGGGCCGUUGAUCAAGAAAAUCGCGUAUGGCUUGGCCUUGCCUGGCCUUCUUGUGACAACUACGAUUUGUCUUCAUCUGCCGGCCAAGUACUUCCUUGUUCGUAUCUUGAGAGGAUCGGAGCACCUGACUGCCAACUCACUCGUCCACUGGUGCACUUGGCUUGGCUGCACUGGCGGUUCCACCCUCAUUGCUUAUGUGAUUGCGAGCGGCAUUCCCGUGUUUGGAGACCUCGUCUCUCUGAUCGGAGCUCUCUUGGGAUUCUGCCUCGCAUAUCAGCCAACCGGUUGCAUGUGGCUGUACGACAACUGGGGCCGACAAAACCGAGAUUGGAAGUGGAAGGGCAUGGUUGCGUGGUGCGUCUUCAUCAUUGCUCUGGGUAGCUUCAUGACCGUGUCGGGAACGUACGGAUCGAUUGUCAACAUCAUUGACUCGCUCAAGAAGUCGGGCGGUACAAGGCCCUGGACCUGCGCCGAUAACAGCAACUCGGUGUAG